UGGAACCGCGGAUAUCGUUCGUUUGUUCGAGUGUUUAAGUGAUCGUGGUGCGUGCGUGUUGUGUGGUCCGGAGAGUUACCUAGCGUGUGAAAUAUGCUACCAUACAGUUCGUACGCUGCGGCUAUUCAGCAAAUUCAAAGCCUAAACCAUGAGCUAGCUCUGUUUAACCAUCCGGCGGCAACCGCAGGUCGAUAUCUGCCGCACGGAGCGGAUCAUAGUGUGAGCACACUCGGGAGUUCGUACUUUGGGCUCAACAAUUGGUCGCUACCGUUUUCGUUCCUUAAAUCGGUGCACCGUCCCGAGAAGCCACCGUUUUCCUACAUUGCCCUGAUCGCGAUGGCCAUCAGCAGUGCACCGAAUCAACGGCUCACACUUAGUGGCAUCUACAAGUACAUAAUGGAUAACUUCCCGUAUUAUCGUGAGAACCGCCAGGGAUGGCAGAAUUCGAUCCGCCACAAUCUCUCGUUGAAUGAUUGCUUCAUCAAAGUGCCACGUGACAAGGCGCCCACUAGCCCCAAAGGUACGGACAGUGCAGAGGAUGGUGGUGGUAAUGGUGGUGGUAGUGGUGGCAAAGGCAGCUACUGGAUGCUCGAUCCGUCGGCCAACGAUAUGUUCGAGCAGGGAAACUAUCGCCGACGGAGAACGCGUCGCCAGCGGAACGCCAAGAUGAUCCUGAAUGGCCACUUCCAGGGUUCACCAUUUGCCUUUGCCUAUCCACCGACCGCUGGUCCCGGGGGAAUUCCGGGCGUUGACUUCAUGAGACCAUCCGUCGCCCAUCAGCUUCAGCAAUCCAUUCAUGGCCACGCUAGUAGUGGUGGUGCUGGUGGUGCCGAUGGCACCGAUUUCCAUCAUCUGAUAGUGCGUAAUGAUUUGCAUCGGGAGCAGCAGCACCAGGAUCAGCAGCCACCAAUGACGGGAUGCUCGCCGAUGUUAUUAUCAGGACCUGCUGCCGGCUGCUACACGACCACCUACGGCCACGGACCGUUGAGUGUGCCUUCAUUAACGGAUCCUGCCACCGAUUACACGACGGCGGGAAGACGGGACGAAGCGGUGCUACGUGAUUCACCUGCUUUUGGCCAUUCCGGCGACCAGCAUGGCGAUGGAGCGUUGGUUAAACACGAAAGAAUCGGUAAAGUUUCACGAAACUUUGCCUUGGAAGAUGAGGAAGAGGAGAAUGGAGAGGAUUCAGUGGAUGCGGAGGAUGAAGACCGGACUUCCGAUCACAGUUUCGGUGGCCAAAUGAAGCGAAAGGCAAGCGGCCGCCAGGCUGCAAGAAGGCCAUACUGUUCACCGAAUUAUCCUAGCGCUGCUCUUCCUCCCUUCUUGCUGAGCGAGCUAAAUGGGCUGCGUGUCAGAAGCUGUCCGUCGAUGGCUGCGUACUGUCUGCUGGAGACAGCUGCAGGAUCAAACGAGCUUUCCGGUAGAGCUUUCGGUGGUGCUGUGGGUUCGUUUGGCAAAGAGGAGCUCGAGACCAGCGCACCGGCCGUAACUGAGCCCUCGACCAACGGUAGACCGGUGUUGGUACGCAAAUCCGGUAGCACAGAGUGCAAGGUAAACAACGACCAGCAGCAGGAACAGGAAGUCCUUCCUGGCACGACAGAAACCGGUAGCUCACCGGUGCCACGAUACAGCAUCGCCGCAAAGGCAGUCAAGUCAAGCAAUUUCACCAUCGAAAGCAUUAUGCGGCGAGAGUGA
Anopheles aquasalis is the source of this 1695-nucleotide messenger RNA. RefSeq names its product forkhead box protein N1-like. The record is from RefSeq and is a predicted model, not a curated record. Gene Ontology annotation, molecular function: DNA-binding transcription factor activity, RNA polymerase II-specific; RNA polymerase II cis-regulatory region sequence-specific DNA binding. Gene Ontology annotation, biological process: regulation of transcription by RNA polymerase II; anatomical structure morphogenesis; cell differentiation. NCBI's taxonomy places the organism in Eukaryota, Metazoa, Arthropoda, Insecta, Diptera, Culicidae.